Molecule: messenger RNA, 2574 nt
Organism: Cladophialophora psammophila CBS 110553
Lineage: Eukaryota; Fungi; Ascomycota; Eurotiomycetes; Chaetothyriales; Herpotrichiellaceae
Exons: 2
Coding region: 1-2574 (857 amino acids)
Molecular function (GO): protein binding
Source: RefSeq, a predicted model, not a curated record
AUGAAAUUGUAUCCGACUUGCAUCGUGCUUGGGGGUGCGCUGCUUGGAGCUGCAUAUGGCAUAUCUGUCCAAGAGAACUAUACAAUAUGCAACUGGGCCCGAUUAAGGGCUGGAGUCAUCCGUGAUGCCCUCUACCUUGAUGGUGGGUUGCUUUGGUGGCAAACAGCCUUUGCAGAUGGAACGGCGCCGGUCGUGAGUAGCGAUGGCAAUGUCGAGGGGGACAUGUUUGUUUUGAACUUCUCGACACCUUUCGAUACGACCAAGACUAAUAUGUCGGGCUUGUUUGAUCGAAUGUCGAAGGCGGGUGGCGCAGGAAACAACAUUGCGCCGAAUUAUGUCGACGGGACCAUGUUUACCAAUGAUGGUGAAUUAUACCUUUACGGUGGUCUCCCUCGUCUCACUGAUUCUGCUUCCCCCCAAAGCGCCGAAACUGUCCUUGGAUAUGAAGCUUACCAGUACGGCCCGGAUCGGACAAGCUGGAGUCCUGGAUUUUACCAAGGAACUCUGUCGGACGGCGUAACAAGAUAUAUCACAAAUGGCGCCGGAGUGUCUGUACCCAGUGAAAAUUUAGGAUUGUACUUCAGCGGGAUGCGAUCGCCGACAUGGGGCCCGAUAUACUACGAGAACUCCUCCGCCAACGUGACCGCGAACACCCUUAUCCAGGUUGACAUGUCGGUCAUGAGAAGCGAGAAAUGGACAAACGCAACGCUCCCGGACAACAUCCAGCCGCGCGCAAACGCCGAACUAGUAUGGAUCCCUGUCUCUGAGAAAGGCGUGCUGGUCGCAAUUGGCGGUGUCAGUGCGCCCGAGGAGAUAUGGGCGUCCGGCUUGAACGGCUCGCAAAGUUCGGAAAGCGAAGCGCAAAGUCCCGGAUUUAUGACCACUUUGCCCAUCUAUGACAUCGCUUCCAGCACCUGGUACCUGCAGAAUACCACUGGUCAAGCCCCGGGACAACUGACGGAAUUUUGCUCCGUGGUCGCAACGGCCAAGGACUCCUCGUCGUUCAGCGUCUACAUCUACGGCGGCUACGACGGAUUGAAUGCAGACGAUGAGCCCUCGGACGACGUCUGGAUCCUGUCGAUCCCGUCCUUCCAAUGGAUCAAAGCGUAUGGCGGGACCAAAUCUCAUGGUCGCUCGGGGCAUCGAUGCGUCGCCCCGUACCCGGAUCAAAUGUUUGUUGUUGGCGGAGUCCACCAAAACCAGGCCAAUUGUGUCGAGGGUGGCAUUAUCCAGAUUUUCAACCUCAACAAUCUCGAGUUUCAGAAUAGCUACGACCCCGACACGUGGUCUGACUAUCAGGUGCCCGCCGCCGUCACUAAGACUAUAGGGGGCAAUGCUCAAGGAGGGUCUACCAAAACUGCAGCUUGGUCAGAUGGUGCCUUAGCGGGCAUCUUCUCAAAAUCAUAUUCGAGACAACUUACCCACUACUACCCAUAUCCAGUCAACGAAUCCUCAACGGAGUCAACUGGCAGCGGACACUCGGGAAUCGGCACAGGCGCUAUCGUUGGCAUCAGCGUCGCCGCCACAGUGAUAUUCAUUCUCCUCCUCAUCCUUAUAUUCCUCCUGGUCCGGCGUCGUCGAAUCAUCAACAGUGGUUCUUCCGACAAAUCCUCGCACUCCAGCAACAGCCGGAUCUCCCGAUGGCUGAAUGGAGCAGCUGUGAGUCCGAAACGCCCUCAACACCAAAUGCGUCAAUCCUCUCAAAGCUCGCCACCGGAGGUGCAACAAGUCGGUUAUAGCACGUUGUCCGAAGAACCGACUCCACCACUGCAACCAGAACGACACGAAAUGGCCAACAACACAGAGCGUCCCAAGCCACCUUACGAACUGGCCACGCCGUACAACAGUCUCGGUCAUCCACGGCACUCUGGGAUCGUCGACUACGCGUACAAUGCCAAUUUCGGCCACACACAUUCAAACUCGACAUCUUCCGAAGAUGUCUACCGUCCUUCUCCGUUAAGCAACAACUUCAACGGCGCCGCCCCCACGACCGGCAACAACAACAACAACAACGCCGCCGCCGCCGCCGCCAUAGGGGCCACGUCAUCUCCUCUCCGCAGCGUGCGCUUCCCUCCCGCUGGCCCUAGGUCCGAGAUCUCUAGCCCUAGCCACGAGAACUCGAACUCAAACUCGUUAAACUACUCGUCCAGUGGCACCAACGAGACGCUCGCUUGGCCGUUCCCGCCCACUCAGAACAACUGGCGAGGCAGCAGCAACAACAGCAAUAACAACAACCGUACCCGUAACACAAACGCGACGCGAUUCCCGUUUGACAGGGAGAGGAGCAGUGAGAGCAGUUCCGUGCAGCCGAUCAUCGAGGAGCACGAACCGGGGUCGCGCCGUCAGAGCGUUGCCCACGAAUUGCCUGCUGACGACAACAACGACAACGAGGCGCGCGAGUACCAUUACCAGCACGGCAACGAGAGCGUGAGCAGCGGCAUCGGGACGUUGCCGAGUCCUACGCGGGGUGGCGGGGAAGGGGGGACGAUGCCCGAGGACGAGGAGCAUAGGAGGAGCCUGUUCGACACGAUAAGUCCCGUGAGCCCGACGCUGGGGAGGAAUUGGAGGCGCUGA